GAGCAGGAGAGUCGGGGAAGAGCACCAUUGUCAAACAGAUGAAGAUCAUCCACCAGGACGGUUACUCACUGGAGGAAUGCCUGGAGUUCAUAGCCAUCAUCUACAGCAACACACUCCAGUCCAUGCUGGCCAUCGUGCGGGCCAUGACCACCCUCAACAUCCAGUAUGGAGACUCAGCUCGCCAGGAUGAUGCCCGCAAGCUGCUGCACCUCGCAGACACCAUCGAGGAGGGCACUAUGCCCAAGGAGAUGUCAGACAUCAUUGGGCGGCUCUGGAAAGACACAGGCAUCCAAGCUUGCUUCGACCGCGCCUCUGAGUACCAGCUCAAUGACUCGGCUGGAUACUACCUGUCAGACCUGGAGCGCCUGGUGACACCCGGCUACGUCCCCACAGAGCAGGACGUGCUGCGCUCGAUGUGCGAUGUGGGCGGCCAGCGCUCGGAGCGGAAGAAGUGGAUCCACUGCUUCGAGGGGGUAACCUGCAUCAUCUUCAUUGCGGCCCUCAGCGCCUAUGACAUGGUCCUGGUGGAGGAUGACGAAGUGAACCGCAUGCACGAG
Mesitornis unicolor (brown roatelo) is the source of this 557-nucleotide messenger RNA. RefSeq names its product guanine nucleotide-binding protein G(t) subunit alpha-1. The transcript has 6 exons. NCBI's taxonomy places the organism in Eukaryota, Metazoa, Chordata, Aves, Mesitornithiformes, Mesitornithidae. Gene Ontology annotation, cellular component: heterotrimeric G-protein complex. The record is from RefSeq and is a predicted model, not a curated record. Gene Ontology annotation, molecular function: GTPase activity; guanyl nucleotide binding; G protein-coupled receptor binding. Gene Ontology annotation, biological process: adenylate cyclase-modulating G protein-coupled receptor signaling pathway. The annotation marks the transcript as partial.